CACGUCGUCACGGUGCGUGAUGUUCCGCGUUCCCCGUUCCCCGUUCCGGGAACGUUUCUCCCCGUGGAUCCGACUUUCUGCGCUGGGGAGACGGCACGGGCGCCGGCGGCCACGUCAGACCGGAUUCGGCGGUCGCGAGAGGCAGCGUUUGAGGAUCUCGUGCAGGACAGAGCGCGCCUAUAUAUACUUAGCCCUUCUCACUGCGCCGCGUUCCAGUCAAAAGGCGGCUGCGGUGCGCUUGCUGCCCACUUCCCGCCUGUCUUAUACCCUUUCCCACCUCCAAUCCGCCCUUCACGACUAUCUAUUAACCAUGCAGCUCCUUGCCCUCGCACUCCUCGCGUCUACGCCAGCCGCCGUCAGCGCAGCCACAUGCUCCGGACUCAGUACCGGGGCCAUGGCUGCCAUAAUAGUAGAGAGCGUGGUCAUCUUCCUUCUCGUCAUCGUUCUCUUGUCUGUCCUGCGCCAGCUGCAGAUUGCGCGCAACAAGCUCAAGGCCGCGCACUUGCACGAAGGGCAGGAGUAUAAACGGGGUCCAGCGUCGGACGAUCGGGCUGACCGGAACCACAGCACGUCGUCGCUGGUGCAGUCUCCUCAACAAGAUAACUAUGAGGAGAGCCACGUCGCGCUCCUGCCUCCGUCUCUCCGCCCGCAAUCCCACUCCUUCUCCAGCCCUCCCAGCGUCCGCUCGUCCACGCUCUACGACUUUACACCGCGGCAAGAAGACUUCGGGUUUGACUUCAAGUCGUAUCGACCUUCAUCAGUCGUGCAGCCUUCAACAACCGUGCAACCGCCAGUAGCAGUGGCACAGCCUACGAUCCUACAGCCUUUGACGCACGUAGCCGAGGUUUCAAUGGCCAGCCUACCUAAUCCGCACAGUGAGCAUGGCCACGGAGGCGACCACGAUGACGACGACGACGAGCAGUCCACGACGCACGAAUCGCUCCUCCCAACGCCGCUCCCGCGCGCCGCACAGCCCUCCGACGACUCCGAGACCUCCGGACGCCGCGUCCGGCUCCGUGGCGUUGUCCGAAUCCUCUGGGCUGCCGACGUCGUCGGCGCGCUCGAGCGGGGGCCCACGCCCAUCUCGCGUACCACCACCGCCAGCACGACCCUGUCCACGUACAGCGACGUCUCCACACCCAUCACAGGCCCUGUGCACGAGCUGCUGAUCAACCGCCAACGCGACUCGGGCAGCCAGGCCCACACCGUCGCCAGUGCUGUCCGGCCUUGAGCGCCCGGACAGCCCCCGUCAGCCUCGAUGGCUAAGCUAGGCGGCAUUGCGGUGAGCAUGCGCCUUGGCGUCAUGACCUCGUCUCGAUGACACAACACUUGGACACUAUUGCAUAUCCCGUUUCGCAUUUAGCACAUUGGUGCGGCACGGACACUCUCGGACUUGACAUCGCAUCGCAUUGCAUCGAUACGGCAUACUAGUACUGACAUCUAACUGUCGUUUGUCCUGCUGACGCGCGGGCGCGGAUUGACUCUGACAUGCGUGCAUAUAUCGUAGCACACCGUCAUAUAUUGUUCUGAAGUAUCGGACUCGUAACAUAUGUUCUAAUGCGGCCAUUCAUUGCAACGACACGGACUAUUUACUGCAUUAGACUCUGUAGCAUACUCGCCCGUCCCGGGUGCCCCAAAAUGUCAGAAUGCGGCCUUGACCGUGUGGUUGAGGCCGUCGACCAGUGGAACCAUCA
Messenger RNA from Fomitopsis serialis, 1694 nucleotides. RefSeq lists its product as uncharacterized. Lineage: Eukaryota; Fungi; Basidiomycota; Agaricomycetes; Polyporales; Fomitopsidaceae. The transcript has 2 exons. Bases 20 to 1231 code for a protein of 403 amino acids. The record is from RefSeq and is a predicted model, not a curated record.